AUGUCUCAAAAGGGCCAGAAACAGCCUCCCAAAACAACGCCGUCUAGCACGGUACGACCCCAGACGACCAAUGGCAAUGCCAAGACGCCUCCCACCGCGGCGAACUCGAGACCAGGUUCGUUUUCCGCGGCGGAUUUGAACCGCAUCGUGCUGGAAUAUUUGAACAAGAAGGGCUACCACAGAACAGAACAGAUGCUCAGGGUCGAAAGCUCUCGUACCUUGACGCCCCAGAACAAAUCAUCGCCAGGGGACACCGCCAGCGGCUCGUUCCCUGAACCAGGACAGGAACCAACGUCACAAGGUGCCAGACCUGUAUCCAAUCCUACCAAUAUCAAAAGAGACUCCGAUGGAAAUCUCGUUUCCCAGCAAGCCAACAGCUCACCGCGGCAUUACUUUUUAGCGUACUCGAUGCUGAAAAAUUGGACCGAGUCUUCGCUAGACAUGUACAAACCAGAACUCACGCGAAUAAUCUAUCCAAUUUUCAUUUACGUCUUCCUCACGCUGGUGGUGAAGGACGCCAUUCAGGCUCGUCGCUUUUUCGAUAGAUUCUCGGUAGACUUUAGAGCAUUCCACGCAUCGGAGGUCAACAAGCUUUUCUCUGUCAAUUCCGCAGACCAUAUCAAAGAAAACGAGUUGGCACAGGGAUUUCAGUCGAACAAGUACCGAGUCACAAUAUCCCGCACAACACUCAACCUGCUUCUAUAUUUCUUGAACGAGAAUGAAAGUGUUGGUGGAUCAUUACUCAUUAGUAUUAUCAACCAGAAUCUAGAUCCAAAUAUCGUGGAAACUAUCACGUCGCAAGAAACUUUGACAGACGGCAUAAAGGAUGUUUCUGCAGGUGCGGUUGAUGUGGACACUCACAACUCUGUCCCGGUUAAAUUGGGCAAAUUUCCUGUUGACGAGGAAUUCGUAAGAGAAGUGGAAACAGAACUCCAAAGAAAGGAUGAGAAUGCGGCAUCGGGCGAAGGCCAAGAUAAUUCCAAAGGUCUCAUCGAGGAAUACAGAGACAUGAAUAGUCUUCCAAAAGAUGACAAAAGCACUAAGGAUGAUGAGAAAAAUGAGGGUGGAGCCGCCCUUGCAGACACCGACAAAAAAGAUGAUCGCAAGCAAGAUCCAAACAUGGAAUCGCCUCCAAAAGAUGUUCUUCCACUUCCUUCAAAAACUGCGCUGGAUCUAAAACUCGAAAUUCAAAAAGUAAGGGAAUCGCGAGAUGCUAUACGGCUGGAUAAUCUACAAACAUCUGCGCCCAGUGUCUGUAUGUACACCUUUCACAAUACAAACUCGGAAAUGACAUCGAUAGAAUUCAGCGACGAUGUAAGAUUGGCGGCUGCCGGUUUCCAAGACAGCAUAAUCAAAAUCUGGUCUUUAGAUGGCAACCCUCUACAAAGCAAGCUACCAUCCAAGCAAAAUGACCGUUCCAACAAUGCCACUCUUGUGGGCCAUAGCGGGACUGUCUAUUCUACGUCCUUCAGUCCUGAUAAUGGAUAUCUUCUGUCAGCGUCAGAAGAUAAAACAGCUAGACUGUGGUCGAUGGAUACCUUCACAUCUUUGGUCAGCUACAAGGGACACGAUCACCCUAUAUGGGAUGUAUCUUUUUCACCACUUGGACAUUAUUUCGCAACUGCCUCGCAUGAUCAGACUGCAAGACUGUGGUCAUGCGACCACAUAUACCCACUAAGAAUCUUUGCGGGUCACUUAAAUGAUGUCGAUACGGUGUCUUUCCAUCCCAACGGAACUUAUGUCUUCACUGGGUCUAGUGAUAAAACUUGCCGUAUGUGGGACAUCGGGACGGGUGACUCUGUGCGGCUUUUCCUCGGCCAUACCGCACCUGUAAUAUCGACAGCGGUUUCGCCUGACGGUAGAUGGCUUUCGACUGGUAGCGAGGACGGCAUCAUCAAUGUUUGGGAUAUUGGCACUGGUAAGAGAUUGAAACAAAUGAGAGGCCAUGGGAAAAAUGCAGUUUACUCACUAUCAUAUAACAAAGAAGGUAACGUUCUCCUGUCAGGUGGUGCUGACCAUUCUGUUAGGGUGUGGGACGUUAAAAAAACAACAACGGAACCCGGUGCAGAGCCCGAACAACCGUUUACAAGUUAUUCUGGUGACGUGACCACAUCGGUGAAUCUAGAUGUCAAGGAAUAUGGUCGUAGAAGAACCGUUGUUCCAACAAGUGAUUUGGUAGCCUCGUUCUACGCAAAGAAAACACCAAUUUACAAGGUGAAAUUCACGAGAAGCAACCUGGUGCUUGCUGGAGGCCCAUUCCGGGAAUGA
Lachancea sp. 'fantastica' is the source of this 2268-nucleotide messenger RNA. The record is from the annotation of a GenBank genome assembly. Lineage: Eukaryota; Fungi; Ascomycota; Saccharomycetes; Saccharomycetales; Saccharomycetaceae.